AUGAAUGGACUCACUUUGGCAAGAAAGAUACUUCGAGCCGGUUACUUGAUGAGAGAUAUAUGUGAGCAUUUUAAGAUCACUCACCGAAACUCAACUGCAUAUCGCCCCCAAAUGAACGGAGCUGUAGAGGCCGCCAAUAAGAAUAUCAAGAAAAUUCUAAGGAAAAUGACUGACAAUCACCGAGGUUGGCAUGAGACGUUGCCACAUGCUUUAUUGGGUUAUCGAACGGCUGUCAGAUGGUUGACUGGAGCUACUUCAUACUUGCUAGUGUAUGGAACAGAAGCAGUCAUACUUACUGAAGUUGAAAUACCUUUAUUGAGAUUCAUCCAAGAAGCUGAGUUGAGUAAUGCUGGAUGGGUGAGAAAGAGAAUUGGUCAGUUGACAUUGAUCGAUGAGAAGAGAAUGGUUGUCGUUUGCAUGUGCUUUUACACGAUUUUAACUGCUGCCCAGUACUUACAGCUGCGGUUGGCUCGCGUGGAUGGGCGCCACGUCGAGCAUAACGAUGUUGGUAAUCAAUCCAAGCCAUCCGUUUUUCCCUCAUCUGAUUUCGUGGGGAAUUUGUUUGAAGAUUCGUACAAAGAGCCAGCUGGUUUUGGUCCUCGAGGUUUUGAAAUCGAUUGUGGUUUGGAAAAUCUUGACUUUGCCCUUUUGUUGCCCCUCUGUUGA
Molecule: messenger RNA, 666 nt
Organism: Solanum pennellii
Lineage: Eukaryota; Viridiplantae; Streptophyta; Magnoliopsida; Solanales; Solanaceae
Exons: 3
Coding region: 1-666 (221 amino acids)
Biological process (GO): DNA integration
Molecular function (GO): nucleic acid binding
Source: RefSeq, a predicted model, not a curated record